UUAACCGUAACCAAGUCAAGUCCAAGAGAGGACCCUAUAGUACUCAAAUCUCUCUCUCUCUCUCUCUCCCAAAAAGCUCCGAACGAUCCAAAUUGAGUUCGAUAACUGUGAAAGAAACUUAAUCAGAAGUAUAAUGGAUCGAGGAAGGAGACUGAAUAAGAUCACUGCAAACAAAAACAGCAAGAUAUACAUGGACCUCGAAGACAUAAUAAGGGAGCACACCCUUCCCUUUCUCCCUGCUAAAUCACUUUACAGGUUCAAAGGGGUUUGCAGGGACUGGAAGCUCCAGAUCUCAACUCCUUUCCUUGCCCACAAUCAGUCAAAUAGUUUCCACAAUUGCUCAGGCUUCUUUUGCCAAUCUUUUUCAAAUCCACCUUCAUUUAUUUCCCUUGACGAGAAUUCAUAUGGUGUUCCAGACCCUUCUUUAUUGUUUUUGCCUGAACCGGUUUACAUCAGGAGUUCUUGCAAUGGCCUCCUGUGCUGCCAGGGUCGCACUCAUGACAAAGCCUACUACAUCUGCAAUCCUGUCACCAAGCAGUGGAAGAAACUCCCAAAACCCAAUGCUGAUCAUGGGUCUAACCCUGCCCUUGUACUCAUAUUUGAACCUUCUAUACUCAACUUUGUUGCUGGGUACAAGCUCAUUUGUGCCUUUUCAUCUGCUGAUUUUGAAAGUGCUUGUGAAUUCGAGAUUUAUAACUCUACAGAAGGAUCUUGGAGAAUUUUUGGUGAGAUAUACUUUGGUGCUGAAGAGCUCAAGCCUAAAUCUGGCGUCCAUGUGAAUGGAAUUAUUUACUGGCUUUUCGACAGUGGUGGGAUUGUUCUUUUUGAUCUCACCAUGCAGCGGUCACAACGCCUUCAUCAUGGUCAUAUUAAUGGUUGCUUGGGUGUAAUGAACGGGAAGCUUAGUUUGGUUACUGUUUGUAACGAGACUCUAACUGUGAGUGUGUUGUCCAAUACCUACACAAACACAAUGGCGAUGAACAGCAAAGUUAAGGCUUGGGAUACAAAACUUAGUGUCAAUAUCAAAAACAGAUUGGAGCUAAGUGGUUUUGGUCCCGCAUACGAUCGGAGAUCUGUGCUCUAUGCCAGCGGGGAUUUGAUUGUAAUUCGAGGUGUGAGAGGACUUUAUUCAUUUAACACGAAGACUCAAGAAUUUGGAGGGUUAAGGGGAAAAGCUGAUCAUGAUGAUCGUUAUAUAGUAUUCAUUGGUUAUGUGAAUAGUCUUGUUGAUAUCUAGUAGGGCUCUCUUCUUAUACGUGCCUACCUCAUUUACAAUGCUUUCUAGCCGUGCGAUACACAAUGGGCAAUUAUAUUAGGUGGUACUGAUUCGGAACUUACUCAAUGAAAUUAACUAGGGUUUUUGUUACUGAUA
Juglans microcarpa x Juglans regia is the source of this 1372-nucleotide messenger RNA. RefSeq names its product F-box protein At5g07610-like. Bases 134 to 1237 code for a protein of 367 amino acids. The transcript is spliced from 2 exons. Gene Ontology annotation, molecular function: protein binding. Lineage: Eukaryota; Viridiplantae; Streptophyta; Magnoliopsida; Fagales; Juglandaceae. The record is from RefSeq and is a predicted model, not a curated record.